Molecule: messenger RNA, 1129 nt
Organism: Gordionus sp. m RMFG-2023
Lineage: Eukaryota; Metazoa; Nematomorpha; Gordioida; Chordodea; Parachordodidae
Product: 4-hydroxy-2-oxoglutarate aldolase, mitochondrial-like
Exons: 2
Coding region: 28-1065 (345 amino acids)
Molecular function (GO): lyase activity
Source: RefSeq, a predicted model, not a curated record
CUUUGGUUAAAUUGCAUGCAUUAACUAAUGAUCUCAUGUGUUCUAUCAAAAUCUUUCCAUUUCAAAAAUAUUAUUAAUUCAUCAUCUGUCCGUUACCUGAAUUUAUCCGGAAUUUUUAACCCGACAUGCAUUCCCUUCACGAAUGACGGAAAUAUAGAUUUUGAUGCGUUAAACCACAAUAUACGAAUAUUUGAAAACAUAUCAUUUUCGGGUUACAUAUUGUUUGGCACUACAGGAGAAUUUCCUUACCUAAAUCUUAAAGAAAAAAUUAAUGUAUUAAGAGAAUUUAAACAUAAAACGUCACCGGAGAAAAUUACAAUUGUAGGGACUGGUUGUGAAUCAACUGAUGAAACUAUUAAAUUAACUAAUGUCUUGGCAAAGGAAGGCGCCCAUGUCGCCCUAAUCCUGCCCCCUUAUUAUUACAAAGGUUUAUCAUCCGACGAUAUUUACUUGGUAAAACAUUUCGAAGAGGUGGCAGAUAGAUGUAAUAUUCCCGUAAUUUUAUACAACAUGCCCAAAUGCACGGGCGUCAAUUUAUCAAUUAACAUAAUCCUUAAAUUGGCGCAGCACCCUAAUAUAAUAGGGCUCAAAGAAUGUGAUAACAACAUAGUUAAAUUGUCUCAACUUAAUUAUGCUUUAAAGUGUAAAAAUGAUUAUGACAAGAAUGGAUUCAGAGUAUUGAUCGGUUCGGCCAGUAUGCUGUAUCCUUCCCUUCGAUUAGGUUACACAAGCGGUGGUAUAUGUGCUAUGGCCAACAUUUUAGGAAAACAAUUGUUAGUUAUAAACGAUAUAUUAAGUGAUAAAAAUUUGUCCCAAGAUCCAGAAUCGAUCGAAAAAGCAAAUAUCCUUCACAAUUUAGUCAUGACCACCAAUGAAUUUCUUGGCCGUUCCGGUGUACCAGGCUUAAAAGUUGCGAUGACCCUUCUCGGCUACAGAGGAGGUUUUCCUCGCCCUCCUUUGUUACCUUGUUCUAGUCAAACAAUUGAUGAGAUAAAAACAUUUUUGACUAGAAUUGGAAUAAUUGGCGAAGUUAAUGUAAAUUCAAAAUUACAAAGUACAUUUUAAAAAAAGCAUAUUCUUUGCACAUAUGAUGAAAUAUAUUAUAUAUAUAUCUAAUGCAUAAUUUAAA